AUGGAGUACUUCAACAAAGCCAAAUCCGUGAAGCUUCGGAGCCACCUCGGCAAGUACCUAAUCGCAGACGAGGACGGCGAAGGUCUCUACCAGAGCAGAAAAAGCUCCGCGAAGAACGCAAUAUGGGAGGUGGAGUUAGUAGAAGGGAAGAGCCACAGCAUUCGGCUCAAGAGCUGUCACGGUCUGUACCUGAAGGCAACCGACACAGCGUUCCUUCUAGGAAUGACCGGAAACCGGGCGGUGCAGUCGGAGAUGGACGCAGCAGGUUCGAGUUGGAAGUACGAGUGGGAGCCACGAAGGGAAGGGUUGAGUAACCACGUGAAGCUGAGGAGUUGGUGUGGGACCUACCUUAGGGGAAACGGUGGCACUCCGCCUUGGAGGAAUUCAGUUACACACGACGAUCCUCAUAGUUCCACCACUCACUCUUGGAUCUUGUGGACUGUGGAGGUUGUUGACAACAUUAUAGUUGGAUCUUUUUCCAAAGAGAGAUAUGAUGAUGAUGUGGUUGUUUCUGUGGCGGUGCUUUCUGAUUCUUAUGUAAGAUCUCCGUCGUCGUUGCCGCUGUGUGAGGACCCCGCGGAGUUGCAGCUUACGGUACGUUAA
Arachis duranensis is the source of this 603-nucleotide messenger RNA. RefSeq lists its product as uncharacterized. The transcript has a single exon. Bases 1 to 603 code for a protein of 200 amino acids. The record is from RefSeq and is a predicted model, not a curated record. Lineage: Eukaryota; Viridiplantae; Streptophyta; Magnoliopsida; Fabales; Fabaceae.